Messenger RNA from Closterium sp. NIES-67, 375 nucleotides. NCBI's taxonomy places the organism in Eukaryota, Viridiplantae, Streptophyta, Zygnematophyceae, Desmidiales, Closteriaceae. The record is from the annotation of a GenBank genome assembly.
AGCGGAGACAGCAGCCUCCGAAUCAACAGCUUCAAGCAAAACCACGAUGCAGUUUCUGUUACCAGCGUCCUUCACACCAGACAACACCCCCGUCCCCACCAACCCAGCAGUGAGAGUGCACCAGCUGCCUGCUCGCCUGAUUGGUGCUCUCACAUUCUCUGGCCUCACGACUGACUCGGUGCUGCAGCAGAGAUCGCAGGAGCUGAGGAGUGCGCUGGAGAAAGCCGGGUACGGCAUUGCAGGGCAGUAUGUGCUCGCUCGAUACAAUGACCCGUUCACCAUUCCGUGGUUUCGCACGAAUGAGAUCUUGUAUCCGCUGAAAGAGGGUAGUAGAAAGGAGAGCGGCUCAUGAGCAUGCAAGAGUGCACUAGCUGC